CGUUCGGUCAGAUUCGUCGUGCACGACGAAUGAAAUAGUGCCCGAGGUGAAGUGAAAUAUCAGUGUACGACGAAAUCACAUAACCAACCACAGCGAUUCUACGAGAAUGAUAAUGUUUAUAAAUAUUCGAAUUUGACAUAUGUUACAUGACGAGUGUGGAGUUCAUCCAAAUUCAACUGUGAGAUCUUGUCGCUUGCCGACGUACAAUUUUGUAGCUAUGCCGUUGGUGUAAUUGGUUUUGUCGCCCGUGGUGAGAUCUUAUACGAACGAGGAACGAUGACAACUGGCCAGAGCGGACACGAUCAUUCUCUCGCUAUCAGGCAGGAAAUACAACGUUUCGAGAGCGUUCACCCAUCGAUAUACGCUAUUUACGACUUGAUCGAUCUCGUACCUGACGCGCAUAUUGCCAAGCAAAUUCGUGAGCACGUCGUGGCGAUUGAAGAUUCCUUCGUCAACAGUCAUGAGUGGACACUUGCAAGGGAUGUUCCAGAAUUACAUUUGGGAAUUAUUGGUUCCUCAGACUCUGGCAAAUCAGCACUUGUUCAUAGGUACCUCACUGGUUCCUUCAUGCAUGAGGAAUCGCCAGAAGGUGGUCGUUUCAAAAAGGAGGUCUUUAUCAAUGAUCAGAGUUAUCUUCUUUUAAUCAGAGAUGAGGGUGGUGUGCCUGAAGCUCAGUUCUCUGCUUGGAUAGAUGCUCUAUUACUUGUAUUCAGUUUAGAAAAUGAAGAGAGUUUCUCAAUAGUUUGUGGUUUUUAUAAUAGAAUGUGUUCUUUUCGAAAUAUGUCAGAGGUACCAAAAAUACUCGUAGGUGUACAAGACUCAAUUAAUGACAGUAAUCCACGUGUCAUAAAAGAUGUUAAGCCGCGAAAAUUGGCUUGUGACUUGAGAUGUCCUUAUUAUGAGACAUGCGCCAUUUAUGGCUUGAAUGUUGAAAGAGUGUUUCAAGACGUGUGUCAAAAAAUUAUACAAAACUCAUCCACAAAACAUUUCCCCUGCGACGUACCUCAGCACAGUACGGAGAGCGAUAUUAAAUUUCCGGUGCCCGUUAUCACUAAAACCGCGCAUCUUCACAAUAAGGAGAUGGAGAGCACGAAUUCGUUGAAAGCGAACACCUCGGAAAAAGAUGAAGACUGUCGAUCUAUACACAACAGUUCCAUGCCGAACGAUUCGGGAUUGCUGAACGACAAUUUCCAUAAUAUGCAGAAUCAGCACGGAGAACUGCGAACAUCAAUUUUGACUCCGACCACCAUUCGGAAAUUUCGAAGAAAAUCGAAUAUAUUCACACCUUCCAAGAAAGAGAAAUAUAUGGGCGAGAUGGGCGUUGGUAGGGAAAUACCGGUCAAGCAAGGCUACCUAUUUAAACGAAGCAGCAAAUCCCUGAAGGAGUGGAAGAAGAAAUACGUCACGUUAUUAGAAGAUGGCCGUUUGACUUAUCACUCGAGCUUGCAUGAUUACAUGAACGAUGCCAACGGCAAAGAGAUUCUCUUGCAAUACGUCACAGUGAAGGUACCUGGCAAGACACCGAAAGGCUCUAAGUCAUAUAGUGCUCAAGACAGUUUCGAGUUCUCUAUCAUCUCCCUGGAGAAUAAAACGUGGCAUUUCGAGGCGAAUAACGCCGAAGAUAGGGACAGCUGGAUCAGCGCGAUAGAACAACAGAUACUGUCGAGUCUGCAAAACAGCGACGGCGACAAGAAAAACGAGACUGACGCCUUCAAGAUGCACUGCAUAAAAAACAAGGUCUCAGGAAACGAUGCGUGCGUCGAUUGCGGCACGCCAAAUCCUGACUGGGCCAGCCUGAAUCUAGGCGUCCUGAUGUGCAUCGAGUGUUCCGGCAUUCACAGGAAUUUGGGCUCGCACGUCUCUAAAGUUCGAUCCUUGGAUCUGGACGACUGGUCCGCAGGUCACCUAAGCGUCAUGUUGGCUCUCGGCAAUAACAUAGCCAACAGUGUCUGGGAAUAUUGCUUGAACGGCAAGCAGAAACCCGUUUCGGACUCGUGCAGGGAGGAGAAAGAACAAUGGAUUAGAUGGAAGUACGAGGACAAGCUCUUCUUACCGCCGAUCAACCCGAACGUUCCCCUGGGGAAGUUACUCAUUGAUUCGGUUUGUCGGGGAAACAUGAGAGUCUUCACGUUCUGCUUGGCUCGAUGCACCCAUCAAGACAUCAAUAUGCCGGUCAACGAGCCGGAAGACCAGCGAACGCCGUUACACCUGGCUUGCGCGACCGGGAACUUGGCAAUGGCGCAACUCUUGAUAUGGCAUAAAGCGAACCCUCAAAAUUUCGAUCACGAGGGACGCACGUGCAUGUCGUACGUGCGAGCUCUGGAGAAAACUCUCGACAAUUCGUCGGACUCGAUGGAGAUGCAAAAGCUACUCGAGGUAUUGGAGCAAGCUAGUAUCUCCGGAAUGGACGACGCGGACGCAUCUUAGUAUUAAAGACGACACAGAGGAGAGUAAUGCCUUAUAAAUCAACCCUGCCUGCGUCUUUUCGCUAUUGAGAAUAUCGGUGUACUUACGGUAUACAUAGAAAGCCAUGCUUCGUCUUUUAGUGGCUUAUUACGAAGAGGGAUGAAGGGGAGGGAAUCGCUUUUGAGAGUGACAUUCGUUCGAAGGAGAGCAGCCAAAGUACGUUGAGACGAGAGAUUGGGGACGCAGUAAUGAUUUAUUCUACGGUAGCGUUAGCUGUAUGAAAAGGGAAAAAAAUAUAUAUAUGUAAAUGUAAAAAGUUUAUAACGCGCAUCGGCGAUCGAAAUCAUUUUAAUACGGAUCAUACGAAAUUCACUCUGAAUUGGACGAGAAUUUUAAAUGCGAUAUUUGAAUGUUAUAAUAAAUUUUAAAUACGCGACACGUAAUUUUGUACAUUAAAGAUAAUUCUUGAAGAGAAUGAAAAAAGAAGAAACGGUAAAUUUCGCAAUAGGAUAUUUAUAAUAAUAAAAAAUUUGUGUCAAUCACGGGGAGAAUGGACUAAUAGCAUGAUCGAGUGUAUAAUUGUCAAUGACUGAGAGUACAAACACUCAUAAAUGUAGUUUAUAUUUAUAUAUAUCUAAUACAUGUAAUGUAUUUGAAGUAUGCUCUUAUAAUUUUUAUUUUAUUAAUUAUCAAUUGAACGUUUCAUUACCUCGCACUAUGUCCCGUUCAUUCGUAAAGCACCAAGUUUGAUGUUUCGUUUUGUUUCGGCUCUGUGCGCAUGAUUAUGUCACGUGUAUCUCACAACUUUUUAUAUUUCGCCGCGGAUGAUGUAGCGCUUAUACCGUGAACCAUCUCCUCCUGUGCAUUCUUGUCAUCUGCAAGCGAACAUAUAAAUGGAAUAAAUAAAAUAGAGACCAGGUGCUCUAUUCUGGAUACAUAUUGAACGCUAAAUAUAUCUUUUUAAUUCUUAAACUGAAACAGUUAUAUGUUUGUAUAAAAAAAAAGAAAAAAAGGAACGUGGAAUUAAAUAGGGAUACUAAGUGUUCGCUUUGCGUCUAGAAUAGGGCUCCGGGAUAGCGAUCAUGUCAUUUCUCUAAACGAGGAAGCAUAGAAAGUAUAAAGUUUCAUGUAAACUCGAUGAUUCGAGCGAGAUUAUGUAAUAUGUUUUCGAACCAUGGAAAUGUAAAACUUCUCGCAUGAAACUUUUAACUUUCCACGUUUUUACCUCUGAAGAAAAGUUACACGAUUACCAUCUUGAUCGCGCGUCUCAUACACGAAGCAAUCUGUUUUCGAUUGACGUUUCUCUAUAAACGAUUUCUAUUAUUUACUUUACCUAUAGGAUAAAUGUUCGUUGGAAAAAUAGGCAUUUUGCUGUAAUACGUGGUAGUACUUAGCGUCGAUGCGGCGGACUGAGACGAGAGGGUGGCUCUCCACACAGUAGGAUUCCUGGACACGAGACAUAGAUUGCAAAAACACACUCUCUGUAUACUCUAACUCUGUUCACUGCAAUUUUAUAAUACUCGUUAGGUUUACGUACGUCUUUAAAAUAUUUAACUCGUCGGCUAUCGCGCCCGAGAGCGGCACCGUCAAUGUGUAAACUCUGCCGCAAAGUUCGGCGUGAUGCCGUAGCGGGGACGAAAGUUCGGAGAGAAACUCCUUGUACGCGUGAACGAACAUGCUCUGCAAACUCUCGACUGAGCACUCCAGAUGCGUCUCAAUAAGCAGCAUGCAUUCCAAACUGAUGUGAAUUUGUGCCAACGUGAGCAACUUCUUUCUGCAAUUCGAUCAAUAAAGUCAUUGACUACACGGAGUUUACUGAGAA
Messenger RNA from Harpegnathos saltator (Jerdon's jumping ant), 4228 nucleotides. RefSeq names its product Centaurin gamma 1A (gene CenG1A). Bases 277 to 2427 code for a protein of 716 amino acids. Gene Ontology annotation, biological process: activation of GTPase activity. Gene Ontology annotation, molecular function: GTPase activity; GTP binding; protein binding. The record is from RefSeq and is a predicted model, not a curated record. The transcript has 13 exons. Lineage: Eukaryota; Metazoa; Arthropoda; Insecta; Hymenoptera; Formicidae.